UGAGUCUUGACGUCACUGAGGCGCCCUGGCUCUCCUGAGCCGCUGGUACUGCUGGCAAAACGAUGGAAAAAUCAGAUAGACAUCUAUCGAAUAAUUAACAUAUAAUGACGGGGCUUGCAACCGAUUUCCAAUUGUCAGAGGAUUCCGUAUUGACGCCGAUUUGAGCUCCACCGCACCGGACAACGAGAAAGAUUGGUGUCACAAUUUGAAACACUGGAGAGCUACUGUUGGAAGAAGAAAGUCUGAAGAGCUUCAGACCUAUGUUUUAGGAUGAACAUUGUGUCCACCGCCUCCAGCUGAAGCAGAAUCACCACUCCGAUUCACAGAAUCGGUAAAAGCACCCAAUCACACAGUUAGCAAGAAUACAGUCACCUGAGGACAGACUUCAGUUUCUCUGUGAGCCCCGUUCUUUUAUUUAGCUGAAGAUGUACGGUAGUGCCCGCUCUGUUGGCAGAGGGGAUGCCAAUCAUAGUGGAGGAAGAGAUGGAGGUGGUACUGGUAAUCAGGGAUCUGGCCGUUCCCCUCGCCUUCCCCGAUCCCCUCGGAUGGGACACCGUCGCACCAACAGCACCGGGGGCAGUGGAGGGGGUCCUGGAGGGGCAGGAGGGAAGACGCUUUCCAUGGAGAACAUCCAGUCCCUCAACGCUGCGUAUGCCACCUCAGGACCGAUGUACCUGAGUGACAAUGAGGUUGCCUUGGCAAGUGAACACAUUCCCAAAAGUGGUGGGACAAUGACGACCAUGGGGAGACAGAGGGUGACAUAUGGGUCAAGGAGCAGCAACAGUGGGGUUGUAGCCGCUAGCACCCCCAACAUUUCCACCUCAGCUCCUGGCGGUGUUGUGCUGCCAUCAGGCAUGAUGGCAGGGGAUGCUCUAGCUUUUGGGGACCACCACAUGGCCUCCACUGUGCCCCACUCUCUAAGACAGGCUAGAGAUAACACCAUACUGGACCUGCAGGCCCAACUCAAAGAGAUUCUGCGUGAGAAUGAGAUGCUGCGGCGAGAAGUGGAAGUUAAGGAGAGCAAGCUCAGCUCCUCUAUGAAUUCUAUAAAGACCUUCUGGAGCCCAGAAUUAAAAAAGGAGCGAGCUCUCAGGAAAGAUGAGGUUUCCAAAAUCACUGUGUGGAAGGAACAAUACCGUGUGAUUCAAGAUGAAGCACAGCAUCUCCAGAUGACUGUUCAGGCACUCCAGGACGAGCUGAGGAUCCAGAGGGACCUGAACCAGUUGCUCCAGCAGGACCCUUCCAUCCAAGGCCGGGACCUGUCCCUGUCAUCUGAACCUACGGAGGAGAACUAUCGGCGGCUACAGGCAGAAUACGAGAGGCAGGCCAAAGAGCUCUUCCUCCUUAGAAAGACCCUGGAGGAGAUGGAGCUGAGGAUUGAGACACAGAAGCAAACCCUGGGGGCCAGAGACGAGUCCAUCAAGAAACUUCUGGAGAUGCUGCAGAGCAAAGGGCCCUCUGCAAAGGCAUCAGAGGAGGACCAGGAGCGGACCAGGAGACUGGCGGAUGCAGAGAUGCACAGGCAUCACCUUGAGAGCUUACUGGACCAGAGAGACAGAGAGAUUAAUGCACUAAGAGAGGAGCUGCACCGUCGAUACGAGGGAACCCCUGAGUCCACCAAAACAAAGGCUCUACAGACUGUCAUCGACAUGAAGGAUGCAAAAAUUAAUUCAAUGGAGCGGGGCCUAAGGGACAUGGAGGAGGAAUUGCUGAUGCUAAAAUCCAAUGGACUUCUGAGCUGUGAGGAGCGUCAGGAGGAGAUGAAGCAGAUGGAGGUCUACCGUAGCCACACGAAAUUCAUGAAGAACAAGAUGGAGCAGGUGAAACAGGACCUCUCCAGGAAGGACACAGAGAUGCUUGGUUUGCAGACCAAGCUAGAGACCCUCGCCAACCAGUUCUCAGACAGCAAGCAGCACAUUGAAGUCCUCAAGGAGUCCCUCACUGCCAAAGAGCAGCGAGCUGCCAUCUUACAGACAGAGGUGGAUGCCUUGCGCCUGCGCUUGGAAGAGAAGGAAACAACUCUUAAUAAGAAGAGCAAGCAGAUACAAGAAAUGUCAGAAGAGAAGGGCACUCUCAACGGGGAGAUCCACGACCUGAAGGACAUGCUGGAGGUUAAAGAGCGCAAAGUUAAUGUGCUUCAGAAGAAGAUUGAGAACCUUCAGGAGCAGCUGAGGGACAAGGAGAAGCAGAUGAGCAGUCUGAAGGAGAGAGUCAAGUCUUUGCAGGCAGACACCUCCAACACUGACACUGCUCUCACCACUCUGGAGGAGUCUCUUGCAGAAAAGGAGCGCAUCAUUGAGCGCCUAAAAGAGCAGCGAGACAGAGACGACCGGGAGAAGACGGAGGAGAUUGACUCUAACAAGAAGGAGCUGAAAGAGUUGAGGGAGAAGCUGAGCUUACUGCAGGGAGACCUGUCAGACAGAGAGACAUCUCUGUUGGACCUGAAGGAGCAUGCAUCAUCCCUGGCCUCCUCUGGGCUAAAGAAAGACUCCAGACUCAAGAGUAUGGAGAUUGCCUUGGAGCAGAAGAGGGAGGAGUUGCUCAAAGUGGAGAAUCAGCUCAAGAGGGCUCAAAACGCAACGCUUGAGGCUAAAGCCAACACUGAGCUGGCCGAGCGCAUUAAGAACCUCGAACAGGAAGUGGCUCGCCACAAAGAAGAUUCUGGGAAGGCCCAGGCUGAGGUGGACCGCCUGCUGGAGAUCCUUCGGGAAAUGGAGAAUGAGAAGAAUGACAAGGACAAAAAGAUAAAUGAGCUGGAGAAGCAGAUGAAGGACCAGACGAAGAAGGUGGCGUCUCUGAAGCACAAGGAGCAGGUGGAGAAGAGCAGGAACGCUCGACUGGUGGAGGAGGCCAGGAAGAGGGAGGACAAUAUGUCUGAAAGCUCUCAGCAGGUGAAGGACACUCUACGCCAGAAGUCAGAUCGCAUCGAGGAGCUGGAGGAGGCGCUGAGAGAGAGCGUUCAGAUCACCGCAGAGCGAGAGAUGGUGCUGGCUCAGGAAGAGGCUGCCAGGUCGCACCAGGAGAAACAGAUGGAAGAGCUGCUGGGGGCCAUGGAGAAAGUGAAGCAGGAACUGGAGUCCAUGAGGGCCAAGCUGUCCUCCACGCAGCAGUCUCUGGGUGAAAAAGAGACCCACCUUUCAACCCUGCGUGCUGAGCGCAGGAAACACUUAGAGGAGGUGCUGGAGAUGAAGCAGGAGGCACUGCUGGCUGCCAUCAGCGAGAAGGACGCUAACAUUGCCCUGCUGGAGUUGUCCUCCUCUAAGAAGAAGAAGACUCAGGAUGAGGUGGCUCUGCUGAAACGAGAGAAGGACAGACUGGUGCAACAGCUCAAACAGCAGACUCAGAACAGAAUGAAACUGAUGGCAGAUAACUACGAGGAUGACCAUCUGAAGACGGCUCCUGACCAGACAAAUCACAAACCCUCUCCGGAUCAGAUGAUACCCCCUCUUCUAGCCCUGUCCCAGAACCGCAGUAAGCUCAAGCUCUACAUCGCCCACCUCACGGACCUGUGCCAUGACCGGGAUCCCAGCAUCCUCAGCCAGCUCGCACCGCCCCCUCACUACCAUCAUAACGACCCCGAAGACUGGGAGGAGGAGCUCCAGAAGAUGAGUGUGGAACAGUUGGAGCGCGAGCUGGAGGUGUGUGAGAAGGAGAGCGGAGAGCUGCAGGAAUAUGCCAACUCUGUCCUGCAACAGAUCGCAGACUACUGCCCCGACAUCCUGGAGCAGGUGGUUAAUGCCUUGGAAGAGUCAUGCUGACCACUCUGACCUCAGGCACCAGCCGGAUGACCUCUGGUCUUCACGUAAUCUGUAGCUGAGCCCAGGUGCCCCUACCUCCGCUGAACCAGGCUCCUGGAAGGAUGAGAGAAAAGCUAGCGCAUUAUCUCAACCGCUGAGCUUUUUCUUCCUCGCUCCCCUUGUCCACCCUGGAACAAACUUUCACAUCUACAAAUUGCUUUCCUGUCUCAUGUGUCUCUCUGUCAGACCUGUAAAAUCAAAUGAGUGAUGUUCACAAAAUGUUGUCAAAUAUGGCACUUUGAGCAAAUAUCAGAUUACACACUGCAAACGGGGGACUUUUUGAUGAUGAAUGGUGGGAAAGACACUACACACCUAAUUCUAUAUCAGGCAAGACCAACAUACUGGGGGUUUGUAGAAAAAGCUAAAAGCUCACCGUAUGCAUUUGUGAACGCGCCAAAAUUUGAUUAUCACUUGUAGUAUAAUAACAAAAAUAUUGCACACCUGUUAGUCUGGGACAGGUACGUUGGGAGAGAAAGGAUAUCCGAUGAAAGAAGCAAACCUCCGCACAAAGUCUCGGAGCAUACUGCCAACCUUCCUCUCCCUAGACGUUGUCAUUCACUGCAGGAACUGCUAGAUAAAGCACAGUUACCUCACCCACAGCUAUCUCAGUCUUUCACCCUUUAAACUCCUCUUGCAUAUUUUUAGGUAAGAGUAUUCCUCACAUGGGGCAGGAAAGCACUUUUUGUCUUAGAAACAGGGAGCUGCUACAUCAAGAGGGGAGCAGCGAGGAGCUCAGUUCAGUGGGUGACUCAUGGAGCCAUGUAGAUGCUUAGUUUGUAUUGCAGUCAGUGUUCGCUAACUAGUAGGUUGGAGACACUAGUUAGAAGUACAGCUACUGGUGGCUGAACAUCUCAACACUUAGGAAAUGCCACUUUUUAACCAAAUAUAAAUUCAGCAUGUUCUCCAAAUGUUUCCUCUCCCAGCUUGGAGCUGUUAUUGUAGCCAGGAUUAAGAGGUAGGUACGUUUUACUGUGUAGGCUGUGGCUGGGUCACUGGCAUGAGAGGGGAUUAAGCCUGACCUUUGACAUAGAUCAAAGGCCAGCUUUCAGUUACACUAUGUUGUGAAAUAAAAUGAGAGGGAAAGGGGGGGAAACAAAAAAAAGCUUUUACUCUCUGAGAUGUAUUAAUUAUUAGAUGGUUUUGCACACAACGUCCACUUGUUUAUGAGGUAUGCAAUGUUUCUUUUGAGAACGUUCUAGUGGCCUUGGAGCAUGCACAGAGAUCAUUACUGGACCUAAUGCAGGGAUAAUAGUCCUCUGUAAUAUUGGUGCUAAGGCAUGAUGUAAGAACUUGUGAUCUGAUCCACUGAUCAUUCAGUCUCAUCCAAAGUUUCUAUAGAUGUUACUUAAAGCCCACCUGUUCUUUAGUUUGUAGACUGAAUCACUGAAGAAUACAAGCAAUGCCCCCUUUUCUUGUAUUUUUCAGAUCACUUUCAAGUGCAAGUGAUGCCUCCUUUUUAUUGUAUUUUUUGAAAUAUUCAGGGCCGAGGUUUUUAAUUACCAAGUGCAUCUACAUUUACAGGAAAUGAAAGUCACUUUCAGCAUAUUUUGACUUUUUAGAUCGUUGUAAAUAACGUGAUAUUUAACACGUACAGUGACUGAAUAAAGGUAAUUAAGUGGAAGGUGUUGUGCAUUCUUUAAAAAAAUCUAAAGUUAAAAGCAGUGCAGUUGUCUUUUGUGUCUAAUUUUGUCUUCAGGACAAAAUGUGUGCGUUGUGACAGUACUGCCAUAACUGGGAAAAGUCAUGUUCUAUAGAGAUAUAAAUAUAUAUAUAUAUAUAAAUAUAAUACAUCUAUAUAAAAAUGUUUACUGUAUGGAUAUGCAUUGAAUGUUUGCACAGAAUCUUGAGAGCAAGCUGCUCUGAACAAAAUGACUGUCGAGUUAGUGUCCUCAGCAGAGACUGAGGAAAGAAGUGUCAAAAAAUCUUGUGUCAAAAAAAUGUGUGAACUACAAAUGUUUUCAAACCGUGACUGUGUGAUGGGAGAGUACUUUUCUUGCAUUUUCUAUCUGUCAUUUUUAUAUAUUUUCACCAUAUGGUGAUGUAAAUGUACUACCCUGAGAUUCCAGUGUUGUCUUUUCUUCUUACCUGUUAUGUCAGCAGUUUUUGUUGGUUGAUGUCAAAGGCAGACUUUGCCUGAUAAAUCAAAAUGAGUCUCCAACCAUCAUGACCCUCCUUCUGUUAUAACAUAAACAUAAUGAGGCAAUACAAAAUCUGGAAGCUUUCUAACGGCUUCCUGUGUACGUUGGGAUUUAAAGAUGCAUUUGGUUGGACUAACUGGGUUUCACUUUAAAAAAACCAUCCAUUGCUUUUGAAUGAUGUUAGUUGGAUCCUUGUUUUUGUAUGUCUUGUCUGUCAAACAUCUAGUCUGAAUUUUUUAACCCUUACCUUUCACCACUGGGUUAAAUUUUGUUAGUUUGAUUCCCCUUAUUUUGGCCUGUGUCCCUGCCCUUGCCUUAAUGUCUUGUCAUCUCUUUUUCUCGACUCUUUAUUGAGGAACACAGAGCUGAUUAAAGGGGCUUCUGUCAAAUUCAUGGUAUUUGUUUCUUUUGCAUUUGUAUAAGAAAUGUACUGCCUUCUGUCUGUUUGUGUUAAGAAUCAAACUGUAAAAAGGAAGCAAAACAGACAUGUUUGUGAGUUAUUUGGAUUUUGUAUGUAUGUAAAUAAAUAAAUUAUAAGCCUUG
This is a messenger RNA of Eleginops maclovinus (Patagonian blennie), 6478 nucleotides long. Its product is annotated as ELKS/Rab6-interacting/CAST family member 1-like. The transcript has 20 exons. Gene Ontology annotation, biological process: regulation of synaptic plasticity; neuromuscular synaptic transmission; maintenance of presynaptic active zone structure. The record is from RefSeq and is a predicted model, not a curated record. Gene Ontology annotation, cellular component: cytoskeleton of presynaptic active zone. NCBI's taxonomy places the organism in Eukaryota, Metazoa, Chordata, Actinopteri, Perciformes, Eleginopidae. Gene Ontology annotation, molecular function: structural constituent of presynaptic active zone. The coding region runs from base 426 to 3758 and encodes 1110 amino acids.